Messenger RNA from Plectropomus leopardus (leopard coralgrouper), 2783 nucleotides. The record is from RefSeq and is a predicted model, not a curated record. Lineage: Eukaryota; Metazoa; Chordata; Actinopteri; Perciformes; Serranidae.
GUCAGAGUGAGGAUGACGAGGUGUUGGAGGAUGAAGAGCAGAGGAAGAGCAGCAGAGAGGCAUUUCUGAAGAUCACGCUGAACUUCCUGAGGAGAAUGAAGCAGGAGGAGCUGGCUGACUGUCUGCAGAGAAGAGGUGCUGUAGUGUGCCAACUUAAACUCAAGUCUAACCUGCAGAAAAAGUACCAGUGUGUGUUUGAGGGGAUCGCUAAAGCAGGAAAACCAACCCCUCUGAAUGACAUCUACACUGAGCUCUACAUCACAGAGGGAGGGACUGCGGACGUCAAUAACGAACAUGAAGUCAGACAGAUUGAAACAGCAUCCAGGAAACCAGACAGACCAGAAACAACCAUCAGCCAAGAAGACAUAUUUAAAGGCUCACUUGGAAGACACAAACCAAUCAGAACAGUGAUGACAAAGGGAGUGGCCGGUAUUGGGAAAACAGUCUUAACACAGAAGUUCACUUUGGACUGGGCUGAAGACAAAGCCAACCAGGACAUACAGUUCACAUUUCCAUUCACUUUCAGAGAGCUGAAUGUGCUGAAAGAGAAAAAGUGCAGCUUGGUGGAACUUGUUCAUUACUUCUUUUCUGAAACCAAAGAAGCAGGAAUCUGCAGGUUUGAGGAGUUCCAGGUCGUGUUCAUCUUUGACGGUCUGGAUGAGUGUCGACUUCCUCUGGACUUCCACAACAAUGAGACCCUGACUGAUGUCACAGAGUCCACCUCAGUGGAUGUGCUGCUGACAAACCUCAUCAGGGGCAGACUGCUCCCCUCCGCUCGCCUCUGGAUAACCACACGACCUGCAGCCGCCAAUCAGAUCCCUCCUGAGUGUGUUGACAUGGUGACAGAGGUCAGAGGGUUCACUGACCCACAGAAGGAGGAGUACUUCAGGAAGAGAUUCAGAGAUGAGGAGCAGGCCGGCAGGAUCAUCUCCCACAUCAAGACAUCGCGGAGCCUCCACAUCAUGUGCCACAUCCCAGUCUUCUGCUGGAUCACUGCUACAGUUCUGGAGGACGUUUUGAAGACCAGAGAGGGAGGAGAGCUGCCCAAGACCCUGACUGAGAUGUACAUCCACUUCCUAGUGGUUCAGACCAAACUGAAGAGCAUCAAGUAUCAUAAAAGUACCGAGAUGGAUCCACACUGGAGUCCAGAGAGCAGGAGGAUGAUUGAGUCUCUGGGAAAACUGGCUUUUGAGCAGCUGCAGAAAGGCAACCUGAUUUUUUAUGAAUCGGACCUGAUUGAGUGUGGCAUCGACAUCAGAGCAGCCUCAGUGUACUCAGGAGUGUUCACACAGAUCUUUAAAGAGGAAAGGGGACUGUACCAGGACAAAAUGUUCUGCUUCGUCCAUCUGAGUGUUCAGGAGUUUCUGGCUGCUCUUCAUGUCCAUCUGACCUUCAUCAACUCUGGAGUCAAUCUGAUGACCGAAGAACAAACAACUUUCCAUGCAGUCAGAGAGAAGCCUAAACGAACACAUCUCUACCGCAGUGCUGUGGACAAGGCCUUACAGAGUCCAAAUGGACACCUGGACUUGUUCCUCCGCUUCCUCUUGGGUCUGUCACUGCAGACCAAUCAGAGACUUCUACGAGGUCUUCUGACACAAACAGGAAGUGGUUCCCAGGCCAAUCAGAAAACGACCAAGUACAUCAAGAAGAAGAUAAGCGAGAAUCUGUCUCCAGAGAGAAGCAUCAACCUGUUUCACUGUCUGAAUGAACUGAAUGAUCGCUCUCUAGUGGAGGAGAUCCAACAGUCCCUGAGAUCAGGACGUCUGUCCACAGAUAUACUGUCCCCUGCUCAGUGGUCAGCGCUGGUCUUCAUCUUACUGUCAUCGGAAGAAGAUCUGGACGUGUUUGACCUGAAGAAAUACUCUGCUACAGAGGAGGCUCUUCUGAGGCUGCUGCCAGUGGUCAAAGCCUCCAACAAAGCUCUGUUGAGUGGGUGCAACCUCUCAGAGAGAAGCUGUGAAGCUCUGUCCUCCGUCCUCAGCUCCCCGUCCUGUAGUCUGAGAGAGCUCGACCUGAGUAACAACGACCUGCAGGAUUCAGGAGUGGAGCUGCUGUCAAAGGGACUGGAAAGUCCACAUUGUAAACUGGAAACUCUCAGUCUGUCAGGCUGCCUGGUCACAGUGGAGGGCUGCGCUGCUCUGGCCUCAGCUCUGAGCUCCAACCCCUCACACCUGAGAGAGCUGGACCUGAGCUACAAUCACCCGGGAGACUUAGGAGUGAAGCUCCUGUCCUCUGAAAAGACGGAUCCACACUGGAGACUGGACACUCUCAGGGUGGACCACGGUGGACAACAGAGACUGACACGUGGUCUGAGGAAGUGGUCCUGCUGUGUUCAGUGUGAGAAAGAAAUCUUCCUCCUUUGUACAGAAACAAUGGCGCAGGUCCAGCCCGACACCGCGGAGGACUGCAAGGAGCUGGUCCGAGCCGACCAACCGGACCCGGACACCCGGCGCAAGGCUUAUCGGUGGUGCCGGGAGUUUCUCCAUGGAGCCUGGAAGAGCCUGGCGGAGGACGACUUUCACAUCACCAUCAUAAGGGGUGGUCUGAGCAACAAGCUCUUCCUGUGCAGCCUCCCUGACAGCCUGGACACUGUGGGGGACGAGCCCAGGAGCGUCCUGCUGCGUCUCUAUGGGGCCAUCCUGCAGGCUUCCCAAAGGAGCGUGCCUUGGGCACUCUUGUUCCCAGGUGAACCCACCAAAAAACACGAUGUCCUGUAAUAAAGGGAUUCCCGACAGUCAAACAAAGAAAAUCACUUCCAAGGGGCCGAGGCCAUGGUGUUGGAG